GGAGAAAUUAAAACAAGAUACCAAUGAAUUAAACUAAUAAUAAUGAAGAAAAUCUUAAUUCUGAACAAGGAUCAAGUUUAUUAAAUGAAUAUGCACGACGUUUAUUUAUUUUGGGUACAAUACGUCCAUCAAAAACAUUUUAUAAAGAUUUACCUGAAGCUGAUGUUGAACAUCUUAUGGAAUAUUUUCGUCGAAUGAGAAAAACAAAUCGAACAAUUACAUCAGAAGAAAUUAAUCAAGAAUUACAAAACAAAUUUGUUCAAUAUAAACCAAAAAUUUGUAAGUUAAUAGAUUGUCUAAUUAAAUUACAAUUUUAUCGAAACUUUAUAUUCUUAAAAGUUAAUUUAAAACUUCGAAAAAACCAACU
Molecule: messenger RNA, 367 nt
Organism: Rotaria sp. Silwood2
Lineage: Eukaryota; Metazoa; Rotifera; Eurotatoria; Philodinida; Philodinidae
Source: the annotation of a GenBank genome assembly